CUCUCUCCCUCUCUCUCUUGUCAGUUCCUCUCAGUAUCAAUCUCUCUCUCUCUCUCAGUGUGUGUGUGUGAGUGUGUAUGUGUGUUUCUGCAGGUUUUUGCUCCUCGAGCGCGGAGCUCGCGAUGCCGCAAAAAGAGUUCCACAAUCAGACUUCGUGGGAAUCCGGAGUUGCCUCCAUGAUGCAAAACAGUAAAUGUCACAGUGGGGUGAACCAGCUUGGCGGAGUGUUUGUAAAUGGCCGGCCGCUGCCGGACACUACGAGGCAGAAGAUCGUAGAGCUCGCGCACAGUGGAGCCCGACCCUGCGACAUCUCACGCAUUCUGCAGGUGUCGAACGGCUGUGUCAGUAAGAUCUUGGGCAGGUAUUAUGAAACCGGCUCUAUCCGGCCGCGGGCCAUCGGGGGCAGUAAGCCGAGAGUAGCGACGCCUGAAGUGGUCAGUAAAAUUGCUCAGUAUAAGCGUGAGUGUCCGUCCAUCUUCGCCUGGGAGAUCCGCGACAGACUGCUGAGUGAAGGAAUCUGCACCAACGACAACAUCCCUAGUGUUUCCUCUAUAAACCGUGUCCUGCGUAACCUGGCCAGUGAAAAGCAGCAGAUGGGGGCAGAUGGUGUGUACGAUAAGCUGAGGAUGCUGAACGGUCAGCCUGGCGCGUGGGGGGCACGGCCUGGGUGGUACCCAGCAGCGCCUGGGCAACCAAACCAAGAUGGUUGCCAGCAGCAGGACAACGGUGGCGAAAACACAAACUCCAUCAGCUCCAACGGAGAAGACUCAGAUGAGACGCAGAUGCGGCUGCAGCUGAAAAGAAAAUUACAAAGAAACCGCACAUCCUUCACUCAGGAACAGAUAGAGGCGCUGGAGAAAGAAUUUGAAAGAACUCACUAUCCUGACGUUUUCGCAAGGGAAAGACUUGCAGCCAAAAUUGACCUCCCAGAGGCAAGGAUACAGGUUUGGUUCUCAAACAGACGAGCUAAAUGGAGAAGAGAAGAAAAGCUGAGGAAUCAGCGCCGACAAACCAGCAGCAACUCCAACCACAUUCCAAUCAGCAGCAGCUUCAACACCAGCGUUUAUCAGCAAAUCCCUCAGUCCAGCACACCCGUGUCCUUUACGUCAGGCUCUAUGCUGGCCAGGUCCGACACGGCUCUGACGAACUCCUACAGCGGCCUGCCGCCCAUGCCCUCCUUCACUAUGGCUAAUAACCUCCCUAUGCAACCCAGCCAGACAUCCUCCUACUCCUGCAUGCUGCCCACCAGUCCAUCAGUGAAUGGGCGGAGCUACGACACGUACACACCCCCUCAUAUGCAGGCACACAUGAACAGCCAAUCAAUGGCAACUUCUGGUACCACCUCUACAGGACUUAUCUCCCCUGGAGUGUCUGUCCCGGUCCAGGUCCCCGGAGGAGAACCAGAUAUUUCUCAGUUUUGGUCCCGGCUGCAGUAAAGAGAAACUCUACUUCACCCUCUGACCUCCAAAACAAUACCCCACCCCAAAAAACCCCUCACCCCUCCCAAAACAGCACCCCGGCCCAGACUUGCCCCCUUCCCCAAAGGCACUAAGGAAAAAAGGAAAAAGCCACAUUGUCGUCUAAAGUGCCGCAAUUUAAAAACAUCCUGGAACAAAAACAAGAAACCUUUUUCAGCUUUGAUGUAUUUGUUUCAUUUCUAUAUAAUUACUUUAUGGAAGAAGACAAACAGUGACGGACAAACGGAGACCGCACUGGCCUUUCUUUCAAGAACUGGACACUUUCAGUUCUGGAUUUACUGAUCAUGGAACACCACCACCGUUCUGUUCGGUCCACACUGACCCACCUCACUGACCACACUUCUCUGGAUGAAGCUGAGGAGAGCUGGUAGAAGGACCGAGCUGCAGUCAGCCUGGACGGAGUAGAUUCAUUUCAUAACCAAAUAAAGAGCAGAUGAUCUGCAGACUGAACUGCUCCAGAUAAACAGGUUCAGACUUUCGCCAGAAGACUUUUAUUUGGUAAUAUUAUAUAAAAGUAAAAUCCUGUUGUUUAAAUGUUGACGUACUCUGUCUUCCCCUGGAAUGAUUCUCAAAAUCUCAUAAUCUCGUUUCUUUCGCCCUGAAACAUCAUCUCUCAAUGUUUUCUGCCGAAUUCCACCAUACAUUUUCCUUUCUUUAGGUCAGGAACGCAUUGUAGUAGCGAUAGAUUUUAUAUUAUAGUGUCUGUCACUCGAAUCUGUUUAUUUAAUUCCUGAGUAAAUAAUUAGUAAAAAUGUUUGCGAGUUUUAAAACGUGUUUGCCAGUUGUUUACGAGUACAUAUCAGAACUGAACCACAGCUGAUUGUGAAAACAGACCAAAGCCUUUUCAUCUAUUACACUUUUAUUUCUUUUGUAUGUUUGUUUUUGUAAAAAACAAAACAAAAAAAGCUAAAAAAACUCAUUUUACGCUGUAGUUCGUUAGCUUUGAGUCUCCGACUGCAGUUUAAUCGAGUCUUUUAUUUAUGAUUGAAGAGCAUCUGUGUGUUUAUAAUAACUGUGUUUACUUCUGAGUUUUAAUGUGUUGGAGAAACUCUUAAUGAAAAUGGAAAUAUUUCAAUUUAAUUUUAUUUAAAGCUUUCUAAAUGUAUUUUGUGGAAAUUAUAUAAAAACAUUUUGU
Pygocentrus nattereri (red-bellied piranha) is the source of this 2613-nucleotide messenger RNA. RefSeq names its product paired box 6b (gene pax6b). Gene Ontology annotation, molecular function: DNA-binding transcription factor activity, RNA polymerase II-specific; RNA polymerase II cis-regulatory region sequence-specific DNA binding. The record is from RefSeq and is a predicted model, not a curated record. NCBI's taxonomy places the organism in Eukaryota, Metazoa, Chordata, Actinopteri, Characiformes, Serrasalmidae. Bases 78 to 1436 code for a protein of 452 amino acids. Gene Ontology annotation, biological process: anatomical structure development; regulation of transcription by RNA polymerase II. The transcript is spliced from 11 exons.